AUGCAUCUGAAUGGAAGAAAAGAGGCGAGGCGGUGGUGAUGGUGUUGUGUGGCUCAAUGCUCACCCCUCCAAAUCCAAAGUCGUCGGAGAAUAUUCUUAUUAGUAUUAAUUAAUUAAUAAUAAUGAGACGAGUGCUUGGCUUCUUAUUCUUGUUCUGUAAGUUUGCAACUUUUUUCCUUUCAUUCAUUAUUCUUCUCUUGCCUUGAGUUGAGGAUGGGCAAUGUGAACGUGACUCCUGAAGAAGAAGAAGUUUCUGCAAGUGCAAGGGCAACCGAUGAGAACGCCAUGCCUCAGUCUCCUCCCACCUCUCCUACGGCUACCCAUUUCCCCCUCAUAUUCGCUCCUCAGGUUCCGGUGGUUCCGCUACAAAGACCUGAUGAGAUGCAUGUUCCAAGUUGUUCCUGGAUGGAGACAACUUCAGGGUAUGAAGAUGUGUACCGCGAAGUAGGAAUUCCAACAGUGAUUACUUGGAGUUAUGAUGGAAAGGAAGUAGCUGUGGAGGGAUCGUGGGAUAAUUGGAAAACAAGAAUGCCCCUGGAGAGAUCAGGGAAGGACUUUGCAAUAAUGAAGGUUCUGCCAUCUGGUGUUUACCAGUACAGAUUUAUUGUGGAUGGACGGAUGAGGUACACUCCAGACUCGCCUUGGGCCCAAGAUGAUGCUGGGGAUGCUUACAACAUCUUGGACUUACAGGAUUAUGUUCCUGAAGACAUUGGAAGCAUUUCUAGUUUUGAGCCUCCUCAAUCACCAGACUCGAGUUAUGAUAACUUAUAUCUUAGUUCUGAAGAUUAUGCUAAGGAGCCACCAUUAGUUCCUCCACUCUUGCAAAUGACACUGCUAAAUGUGCCUGCAACAAAUAUGAAAAUCCAACCUCCUAUGUCAAGACCUCGACAUGAAGUGCUGAAUCAUCUUUACGCACAAAAAGGAAAGAGCAGUCCUUCAGUGGUUGGCCUUGGUACAACUCAUCGGUUUCUAGCCAAAUAUGUCACUGUUGUGCUGUACAAGUCGUUGCAAGGUAAACCAUAAACGUAAAUGACAUGGAGCACAGUUUUAACGCCUUCUAUUAGUUUAUAGAGCGUCACGUAGUAUAGUUAUAGGAGAGAAAUGAGAAGCUACAUAAGUAUCAUUACAAGUAAGUCAAGAUUGUAUUAUAUAUAAUGCAUUGCUUGAUGGACAAUCAUCUGACAAUUCAGUUCCAAUUCUUACAUAGUUGGUGAUGCUUUUCAAUAGGAAUUUUGGUUGGGUGAUUCAAAGGAUAAAAAUAAUUUAUAACAGUUUUUAAUCACAUAUAGUUGGAAGAGCAA
Glycine soja is the source of this 1301-nucleotide messenger RNA. RefSeq names its product SNF1-related protein kinase regulatory subunit beta-2-like. NCBI's taxonomy places the organism in Eukaryota, Viridiplantae, Streptophyta, Magnoliopsida, Fabales, Fabaceae. Gene Ontology annotation, molecular function: protein binding. The transcript is spliced from 4 exons. The record is from RefSeq and is a predicted model, not a curated record. The coding region runs from base 214 to 1023 and encodes 269 amino acids.